GUCAGUGGAAACAUGUCUUCGGUGAGGAUUUUAAAAAAGAAAAGAAAGAAGUCACCAAAAUUCUUGGAAACAACAUUUCUGAGCAUUUUCUGGGCACUGGUUGUGUUCACUGGAGUCCGAGUGACAGCUAACACUUCACUCCUUCGAGAGAAGUGGAACGUGGGCGUUGUUUCCUCCGAUUUGUCUUCAUGAUGUUCGUCGUCUUACCUUUAGUAGAGGCCACAGUUCCUGGCCACAGCCCAGAAACCCAGACAGGAAGGCGUGACUCGGCCGUCUCCCAGCUGCUCCCGGAGACGCUGGGCACCUGCUGGAAAUGCUGUUUUCAGCGGACUGACUUACUGCACUGACAGGAAACCCCCUGACAUUUUAAUCUUCAACCAAAGAUAAUUGGUUGGUGAUCAUGAAAAUGAAAACUGGCUACAGCUCUUGGUGUCGAGACUUGGAUUUCAAUUUGAUUGAACGCCCUGUCUGCUUGUCCAUCCCCUCAGCGCACGUUUCUGUGAUGAUGGAUUGUCGCCCGUCAGAGCCCCCACCGCAUGUCUUCAUUUUACAGAGAAAAAAAUGCAUGCUGAAGGAAGGACCUCUCGCUGACACCUACAGACUGAUUCAAUUUCACUUUCACUGGGGCUCCUGUGACGGGCAGGGCUCUGAGCACACGGUGGACAAGAAAAAAUACUCAGCAGAGAAUAUGCAUCUGCUGGUUGUCGAUGAAAUCACGUGCUAGAUGCAGACAGUGGGUCAUCAGAAUUACGAUGAAGGAGAGCUGCACCUGGUCCACUGGAACACCAAGUAUGGGGCCUUCAGCAAGGCUGUGCAGCAGCCCGACGGGCUGGCUGUGCUGGGUGUGUUUCUGAAGGUUGGCGAUGCUAAACCGGGCCUACAGAAGGUCGUCGACGUGCUGGCUUCCAUUAAAACAAAGGGCAAGAGCGCCGCCUUCACCGACUUCGACCCUCGCGGGCUCCUUCCGUCGAGCUUGGACUACUGGACCUACCCCGGCUCGCUGACCACGCCCCCUCUCCUGGAGUGCGUGACCUGGAUUGUGCUCAGGGAGCCCAUCAGUGUGAGCAGUGAGCAGAUGACGAAGUUCCGUCAGCUCAGCUUCAGUGGGGAGGGGGAAGCAGAGAAACCCAUGGUGGACAACUGGCGCCCCGCACAGCCCCUGAAAGGCCGGCAGGUCCGGGCGUCCUUCCAGUGAGAGCGUCCCAGGCCCCGUGUCCCGCGGCCAGUCGGGACUCCCUGCCGGCUCGCAAUCUACUCCGCGAAUCGGACCCUGGCUGCUUGGCGUCCCGAACCUACACCCUCAUCUCUCGCCCAGCUUGCUUCCUAUUAAAGUGGGGGAGCUGACAGCAUUGCUGCGGGCGCUUCGCCCGGCCUGGCCUUUCUGUAGGAGCGUCUCACUCGAGGGAGAGCAGGAGGUGCCCUGACCUGCUCACAGCGCCGGGGUGAGCGCUGCCCCGAAAGCGCGUCUUAAGCAGCAAGAACCGCACUGAGCUCAGAUCUUAUCCUGAGGUCAACCGAGCGGUGUGAUGAAAUCAGGCGAAAUACUCCCCAUUCUGCGUGAUGUGAACCCGAUGAAGUCAAUGUUCCUGACUCCAAGAUGUCGUAUGAAAGAGAAACUUUAAAUUUCUUAUAUAUUUGUAGCAACAUUAUCUUAACUAUGAACUCUGUUGUAAUUUAGUGACUUUCGAAUUACAGAGGUGUACAUGAGAUAUUAUCUGUAAAAAUUGUUAUAACUAUAGUUGUGAUACAGAGUAUAUUUCCAUCCAGAUAAUAUAUCCUAAGUAAAUAAAUGCUGUAUUUUAGAUAUAUUCUCUAAUAAAAUCUGGAAUUCUC
Molossus molossus (Pallas's mastiff bat) is the source of this 1833-nucleotide messenger RNA. RefSeq names its product carbonic anhydrase 2 (gene CA2). The transcript is spliced from 9 exons. Gene Ontology annotation, molecular function: zinc ion binding; carbonate dehydratase activity. Bases 725 to 1195 code for a protein of 156 amino acids. Lineage: Eukaryota; Metazoa; Chordata; Mammalia; Chiroptera; Molossidae. The record is from RefSeq and is a predicted model, not a curated record. Gene Ontology annotation, cellular component: cytoplasm.